GCGGGCGCCGGACCCCCAGGCGGAGCGACAGGUCUCGGGCCCUCAGGCGGAGCGGCGGGCGCCGGACCCCCAGGAGGAGCGACAGGUCUCGGGCCCUCAGGCGGAGCGGCGGGCGCCGGACCCCCAGAUGGAGCGACAGGUCUCGGGCCCUCAGGCGGAGCGGUGGGCGCCGGACCCCCAGGCGGAGCGGCGGGCACCGAGACACGAGGCACGACAGUGGGCUCCGAGUCAACUGGUAUGACCGCAGGCACUGGGUCAGACAUUGGAUGGUCUGGCUGGACAGCGGGCAUCGGGUCACCAGGCAUCAGGUCAUUUGGCUCGACAGCGGGCACCGUGUCAUCUGGCAAGGCAGUGGGCUCCGAGUCAACUGGUAUGACCGCGGGCACUGGGUCAGACAUUGGAUCGUCUGACCGGACAGCGGGCAUCGGGUCACCAGGCAUCAAGUCAUUUGGCUCGACAGCGAGCACCGCGUCAUCUGGCAAGGCAGUGGGCUCCGAGUCA
This is a messenger RNA of Staurois parvus, 501 nucleotides long. The record is from the annotation of a GenBank genome assembly. NCBI's taxonomy places the organism in Eukaryota, Metazoa, Chordata, Amphibia, Anura, Ranidae.